GGAAACCGGUGUCUGUGACCGAAAGGAAGUGGUUUGGGGCGGAGAGGGGGGGGCGGUUGUCCCGGCUGGAACCGUGAGGGGCCUGAGAAGCUACUCGGAGAAUAUCUUUCGGGCGCUGGCAGGGCAGAGAUAUUAUUGCAAAGGCUCUAGGGGCAAAGAACCAACCAUCUGAUAAGAAGAGAUGGAUGGAGAAGAGAAGACAUAUGGGGGCUGUGAAGGCCCUGAUGCUAUGUAUGUGAAAUUGAUAUCCUCAGAUGGCCAUGAAUUCAUUGUUAAAAGAGAGCAUGCACUCACAUCGGGAACAAUAAAAGCUAUGUUGAGUGGUCCAGGACAAUUUGCCGAAAAUGAAACAAAUGAAGUGAAUUUCAGAGAGAUUCCUUCCCACGUCCUAUCCAAAGUAUGCAUGUAUUUCACCUAUAAGGUUCGCUACACUAACAGCUCUACAGAGAUCCCUGAAUUUCCAAUUGCACCUGAAAUUGCACUGGAACUGCUGAUGGCCGCAAACUUCUUAGAUUGUUAAAGUAAAUUAUAAUAAAAAUGUAAACCUUUUUUUUCUCCCAAUAUUUAAUGCACGUAUUUCAGUUAGUAACUUUUUCAUAUGGCAUGUUCUGUAUGUUUGGUUAAGAAGUGUAAUGGUCACUGCAGAGGCUAUUGCUCACAGUGAUUUUGCAUAGGAAUCAUUCGUGAUCUGAUUUUGUUUUGCUGCUUACAUAAGUAACGGACUUCUUACCAACUGACAAAUAAACAUGCUAAUUUAGUGGA
Messenger RNA from Podarcis raffonei (Aeolian wall lizard), 762 nucleotides. RefSeq names its product elongin C (gene ELOC). Gene Ontology annotation, biological process: ubiquitin-dependent protein catabolic process. Gene Ontology annotation, molecular function: protein-macromolecule adaptor activity. The transcript is spliced from 4 exons. The coding region runs from base 182 to 520 and encodes 112 amino acids. The record is from RefSeq and is a predicted model, not a curated record. Lineage: Eukaryota; Metazoa; Chordata; Lepidosauria; Squamata; Lacertidae. Gene Ontology annotation, cellular component: elongin complex.